Molecule: messenger RNA, 5085 nt
Organism: Pygocentrus nattereri (red-bellied piranha)
Lineage: Eukaryota; Metazoa; Chordata; Actinopteri; Characiformes; Serrasalmidae
Gene: pkn2b
Product: serine/threonine-protein kinase N2
Exons: 22
Coding region: 644-3595 (983 amino acids)
Biological process (GO): signal transduction; protein phosphorylation
Molecular function (GO): protein serine/threonine kinase activity; ATP binding; small GTPase binding
Source: RefSeq, a predicted model, not a curated record
CCAGCACACACACGUCACGUGACGGAGUGAGCCGGAGCGGAGCAGCAGCGCGAGCGCAGGAGAGCCGUUUUAAAAUAUCUGGAGUAAAGUAACGGCUCCGUCUCCAGACCGCAGCCGUUUGAACCGUGGCCCUGACUUUUUAGUGUCUUUUGCUUUUUUGUGAUUUUUUUUCCGUCGGAGUGGAAGAAUUUACUAAGAAAGUUCAACCGAGGCGCCGCCAUGGAGAUCGGGGAGUUCAGGCGGAGCGACGGGAAAGUCUUGGAGCCGGUUUUUUAAUGACUUUUUAAAGCCGGAGAAUAUAGAAAGCAGGAGAAACCGCGAGGAGACGCGCUCCGCUGCAGCUCGGCCGUCGCUCGGCCGUCGUCUGCUCUGCUGGCGGCUCGCUGAACUGAAUCUGGGAGAGCGAGGAGGAGACGAGGGAGAAGCGCUGGAGCUCGACUCCUCUUCGCCUCCCGCUCGCUUCCCCGAUGCUUGGCUGAUUUGCUGCAGGACACAGUGAAGGGAAUCGGGGGGACGUUGUGGAGGUGGGCUCCUGCUGGCUGCCCGAUGUUUUGCUGACCUGUUGGGGGGACAGAGGGACUAAUCCUGAGGAGAAGUGUUGGAGUUUGGCUCCCGAGUUUGAUUCAAAAGUUGAGGGGGCAAGAUGGCGGCCGAUUCCGUGCAGGGUGAUGCUCGAGCCCAUAUGGUGUCAGAUCGUCUGGGCCUGGGCCACAAUUUGGACUUGUCAGACACCAUGGUCCAGCAGAAGCUAGAUGAGAUCAAGGAUCAGAUUAAACGCGAGAUCCGUAAAGAGCUGAAGAUUAAGGAAGGAGCAGAGAACCUGCGGAAAGUCACCACAGACAAGAAGAGCCUGGCCUACGUGGACAACAUGCUAAAAAAGUCCAGCAAGAAGGUGGAGGAGCUGCACCAGGAGCUGCAGGAACUGAAUGCCCACAUUGUAGUGAAGGAUCCAGAAGAGCUUCUAGUUUCCGAGUGCCCUCUAACGCCAGACACCCCCAGCAGCGAGGCUCGGGCAUGCACCAACGGCAGCCGCCUGGCUGCACUGAAGAAACAGAAUGACAUCGAGCUCAAAGUCAAACAAGGAGCGGAGAACAUGAUACAGAUGUACUCCAACGGCUCGUACAAGGAUCGCAAGCUGCUUGCCAUGGCCCAGCAAAUGCUCCAGGACAGCAAGACAAAAAUAGAGUUCAUCAGGAUGCAGAUCCUUAAAGCUAGCCAGACCAAUGAGAUGACCUAUGACAAUAAUGAUGUGUCUACAAACAAGUCCAUUAUCAGUCCCCUGGACUUGCGGCUGGAGGAGCUGCGUCAUCACUUCAGGAUUGAAUCUGCUGUGGCAGAGGGAGCCAAGAAUGUGAUGAAGCUGCUGGGUUCAGGGAAGGUGACUGAGAAGAAAGCCCAUUCAGAGGCCCAGGCACGCUUUAAUGAAUCUAGCCAGAAGCUGGACCUGCUGAGGUUCUCCCUGGAGCAUAGGCUAAGCGAGCUGCCUAAGAACCAUCCAAAGGCCAGUGUAAUCUCAGAAGAGCUGGCCAUGGUUGCUUCUCCUCCUCAAAGCCCACGGCAAAGCAUCAUCUCCUCACAAAACCAGUACAGCACUGUGGCCAAACCUGCUGCUCUCACCGGGACGUUAGAGGUGAGACUCAUGGGCUGUCAGGAUCUGCUGGAAAAUGUUCCGGGCCGGUCUAAAGCAGCGUCUGUGUCCCUGCCUGGCUGGAGCCCCAGCGAAACACGCUCCUCCUUCAUGAGCCGAACAAACAAGAACCGACCGGGCAGCAGCAAAAACCUCUCCAAAGCAGACGAGCUGUCCAAUGAGAUCAGUGCUGUUUUGAAACUGGACAACACAGUUGUGGGACAAACUACCUGGAAGCCAGUUAGCAAUCAGUCCUGGGACCAGAAGUUCACGCUGGAGCUUGAUCGGUCUCGUGAGUUGGAGAUAUCUGUGUACUGGAGGGACUGGCGCUCUUUGUGUGCUGUGAAGUUCCUGCGGCUGGAGGACUUCCUGGACAACCAGCGCCAUGGCAUGUGCCUCUAUCUGGAGCCACAAGGAACGCUGUUUGCGGAGGUUACGUUUUUCAACCCAGUUAUCGAGAGGCGACCAAAACUACAAAGGCAGAAGAAAAUCUUCUCAAAACAGCAAGGCAAAACAUUUCUGCGCGCCCCUCAGAUGAACAUAAACAUUGCCACGUGGGGUCGUUUGGUAAGGAGAGCCAUCCCGUCCGUCAACAACUCCUUCAGUCCUCCCGUGGCAGAGUUGGGGUCAGCACUGAGCCCUGAACCAGGGCCACACCCAGACUCACCCUCUCUGUCCAGCGACCCGACUGUGACCAAAUUAGACUUUGACAAAGGAGCCACUCCUCCCUCGAACCGCCAUUCUAAUGCUGUGGAACUAGAAGUGGAGCCACCAUCGCAGAACAAAAUCCCUGAUGGAAAUGAAGUGCAGGAUGCAUUAGCUACCUUUGACUUCCUGAAUGACAGUCGGAACAGUACGGUGACCAAAUCAGACUAUGACAGUCUGGUAGAAGAUGAGAUUCAGCAGCCUGAUCUGGAGCUCACCAAUCUCCAGAAAACUGAAAUAAGGGAAGAGCCUGAGGUCCAGUUCAGUCUCAAAGACUUCAAGUGUGUUGCAGUUCUAGGUCGUGGACACUUUGGAAAGGUCUUACUAGCUGAAUACAAGAGCACUGGAGAAAUGUUUGCCAUCAAAGCUUUGAAAAAAGGGGAUAUUGUUGCUCGGGAUGAAGUCGACAGUCUUAUGUGUGAGAAGAGGAUCUUUGAGACGGUGAACAGUGUUCGGCACCCGUUUCUGGUGAACCUUUUUGCCUGCUUCCAGACCAAGGAGCAUGUGUGCUUUGUGAUGGAGUAUGCUGCUGGAGGUGAUCUCAUGAUGCAUAUCCAUGCCGAUGUGUUCUCAGAGCCACGGGCCGUCUUCUAUGCUGCCUGUGUAGUCUUGGGCCUGCAGUUUCUGCAUGAGCAUAAAAUAGUGUACAGGGACUUGAAGCUAGAUAACCUGUUGCUGGAUACUGAAGGAUAUGUAAAGAUUGCUGACUUUGGUCUCUGUAAAGAAGGAAUGGGUUUCAGAGAUCGCACUAGUACCUUCUGUGGCACUCCAGAGUUUCUGGCCCCUGAAGUUCUGACAGAAACCUCAUACACACGGGCGGUCGACUGGUGGGGUUUGGGCGUGCUCAUCUUUGAGAUGUUGGUUGGAGAGUCCCCAUUUCCAGGUGAUGAUGAAGAGGAGGUAUUCGAUAGUAUUGUGAAUGAUGAAGUUCGUUAUCCAAGAUUCCUCUCAACUGAGGCCAUAUCUAUAAUGAGACGGCUGUUGAGGAGAAAUCCAGAGCGGCGCCUCGGUGCAGGGGAGCGAGACGCUGAAGAAGUGAAGAAGCAUCCAUUUUUCAGAAACGUGGACUGGGGGGCGCUGCUGGCAAAGAAGAUUCAGCCUCCAUUCGUCCCAACCAUCAAAGGCCGCGAGGAUGUCAGUAACUUUGAUGAUGAGUUCACCUCAGAGGCGCCAAUCCUGACCCCACCCCGUGAGCCCAGGGUUCUGACGGCCAGUGAACAAGAGUUUUUCACAGACUUUGACUACAUAGCUGACUGGUGUUAGUCCUUCCACCACAGCCCUUGCCCAUACAUGUUCAAUACUGUGAACCAAACUAAACAACCACAACACUCACUGCCAGUGCAAGCAACUUUCACCUUGAGGACUUACUACAAAACAAAAUGUGCUUUUCCUCUCUCUGCUCUAACCUGUGCCAUGGAAGGGACUGGCAUUGUUGUUUCUUCUCAGCUAAAAAUGAUCAUGUAAAACCAACUCUAAUUCGGACAAAAAUAGUCAGCGAAGCCCACUGUGGCUUGUUUUUUGUCGGAGCACUGGGAGCUUUGGUAAGUGGACUCUACUUUUACAAGCUCACCUCUUGAACAGGUUUGAUGAAGUCUUCUCCCUUCGUUGUUGCUGGCUUCUCAGAGAAGAAUGCGGUUUGUCUCCUUUUCCACUUGUUUUCAAGCCUAAAAUGUGCUUAUUAUCAGAAACACACAAGAAGAACUAAAUUAUAGUUUCUUCAGACUAUACAAGAGGUGGCUUUUGCUUGAAGCUCAGACAAUCCCCCCACAAAUUGUCCCACUUAAGAACACUAUCUCUUGAUCCGUGUAUUUAUUUAGUGUUUUCUCCCCAUGAUGCCUUAAGUUCUUAAUAGAUAACGGGCUUCCAGACAAGAACUGUCAGGUACUGAAAACCUACCAAAAUAGCCUGCCAAACUGGCUUUCUCGUAUCCUUUCAUUGGAUUUGAAGAGUCCUGGCCAAGAACGUACAGUCGGAUGAACUUGAACUUUAGAGGCAGACAAAAGAUGAAAGAAAAUUGCUUUUAAUUUUUCAUCUUUGGUGGUUUUCAGACUUUUAAUUUCUGCUUAAACAUGUACUCCUAUCAUUGAAAACAAAAUGUAAGUUAUAGUUUUAUACUAUAUUUUUAGGAUAUUAGCAUCUUGGAUCUGCUGUAUGGUAUGCAUAUGUUGUGUGAUUUGUUUUUUUUUUUUUUUUUUUUUUUUUUUUAAAUAUAUGAAUUGUAUGGUAAUCAUUAAGGAGAGGGCAGCUCAAACUUGAGAGCAAUCAUCAACUUCUCAAAUGGAAUGUAAAAAUGUAUAUUCAUAAAAACAAAAAUGUAUAUUUUUUGGCACGUGGAUAUGCCAAAGCAGGCUGUAUUUUUAAUAGUCAUUUUUUUAAAAGGUGUUCGUAGCGUGACUCUUCCAGAAUCUUGUCGGUCUGAGACAGUUUCACACAGUUAAGCCAUUUUGUGGGUCUGUGUGCCAACAGCAAGCAAAAUUGGGAAGUUUGACAUUUGGGAAUUGGUGGCACAGUCUGCAUUCCUAAUGCUUUGACAUGGAUGUAUCCCAUGGAAAAAUCCAGCUCUUCCCUGGACUCUCACCCACCCCAGCAGAAGGAGCUCUUAUGGACUCUUGCCAACAACUUCACUCAGUGUAUCACCAAACUUCUUUCAAAUACACUCUGUACACACAGUGCGGUCUGGUCUGUCUCUCUUUUCCUCCUGUUGAGGGCUUCACAGGGGAAUGUAUGCACCAAAUAAACCAAUGCAGGCCGCU